Peromyscus californicus insignis is the source of this 6340-nucleotide messenger RNA. It is a transcript of the gene Tlcd4, whose product is annotated as TLC domain containing 4. The record is from RefSeq and is a predicted model, not a curated record. Bases 309 to 1100 code for a protein of 263 amino acids. NCBI's taxonomy places the organism in Eukaryota, Metazoa, Chordata, Mammalia, Rodentia, Cricetidae. Gene Ontology annotation, biological process: lipid homeostasis. The transcript is spliced from 7 exons. Gene Ontology annotation, cellular component: membrane; endoplasmic reticulum.
AGGGCGGCCUCGCCCGGCGCAGCUUUCGGGCACAGCGCCGCGUCGCACCGGCCUAAGGCGGCCGAGCUCGGGCGCCCGAGGCGGGUGGGAGCGCGCGGGAGGCUCCCGCAGGUGUGCGGCGGCGGCGCAGCAUCCUUCCUGCCGCCGGCCCCGCGACGCGUGGCUUGGAGCCGAUGAUGUCCCGGGCCCGCGGCCCCCCGCGCCGCCCCGAGAUCCACUCGGCUCUCCCCGGCUGCUCGGUCCGGUCCGGGCUUUCUGCUUGGCUAGCGGCACCUAAGGGGUCUGAGCCCAAAGCCGGUUGAAGAACUAUGGAAGCCAACCCCGAACUGGUCGUCGGCACUGUUUGUUGUAGCUUUGCCGUCUUUCAGGUUCUUUUCCAUUUUAUAAGUUACUGGUUUUCAGCAAAAGUCUCUCCAGGUUAUAAUAGUCUUAGCAUCGAGAAGAAGAUUGAAUGGAACUCAAGGGUAGUGUCUACGUGCCACUCUUUGCUGGUUGGGAUUUUUGGCUUAUACCUCUUCUUCUUUGAUGAGCCUACCAUAGCUGAUCCACUCUGGGGUGAUUCAACGCUUGUGAAAUUGAAUAUCGCUACUGCUUCAGGCUACCUCAUUUCUGAUUUAUUGAUUAUACUUUUGAAUUGGAAAGUGAUCGGCGACAAGUUUUUUGUAAUUCACCAUUGUACCGCUCUAACGGCAUACUGCUUUGUAUUGAAAGAUGGAGUGCUUUCAUACAUUGCCAAUUUUCGCCUGCUUGCCGAGCUCUCCAGCCCCUUUGUGAACCAGAGGUGGUUCUUUGAAGCCCUGAAGUACCCCAAGUUUUCCAAAGCCAAUGUCAUCAAUGGAAUCCUCAUGACAGUGGUCUUUUUCACAGUGCGGAUCAUUGCAAUACCGCCUCUGUAUUUCUUUAUGUACUCCGUGUACGGAACAGAGCCCUACAUAAGGCUUGGAUUUGCAGUCCAGUGUAUCUGGAUCACUACUUGUUUUGUUUUGGAUGUGAUGAAUGUCAUGUGGAUGAUCAAAAUUACAAAAGGAUGCAUCAAGGUUAUCUCUCUCAUCAGACAGGAGAAAGCCAAGACUAGCCUUCAGAAUGGGAAACUCGAUUAAAGGCGUGCUUCAUCAAACACCUUUGCUUCCAUAAGCCAUUUUCAUGCCUCCUCACGCCGUGUCUACUAAUAGAUGAGUUCCUGGCAUGCUCUUAUGCUGCUCUAUUAGUUAUGAUUGUUAUUCAGGGUUUCAGUGUUUUCUUCCCUCUCUCUUUUUUAUAUUUAGAAAAGAGAAAAUAAAAUUUAGUUUUCACUCCCAAGAGUUCUUUCCUUCUGCAUUUUGAGCAUGGAUAGGAAUUGAAAGGUUUAAAUAAAAGUUAUAAGUAGAGUCGUGAAACUUUACUGAACUCUCAGUGCACAUGGGGAUUAUUCUCUGCAGAAAAAUGACUGGUAAUUUGGUGGCCUUGAUAUGCCACCCGUUUUGCUGAAGGAAUGAGAACUGCUUUUGAGUCUGUAAGCCGCUCAGUUUAUUGUGCUGUGUUCUCUUCUAAUGUCGGUGCCUGUGUAGGGUUUAAUUUCUAAGUUGCUAACACAUCCUUUCCUUUAGGCCAUCAGAAAUGACACAAUUUCAUCUGGAUAUGCAUUCAUCUGUUAUGAUGGAGUAUUUCACUCACUUUGACAAUAUCAUGUUUGAAAACAUUUCUUGCAUUUUAAGAUUUCAGAUGCCACUUUUUUUGUAUGUUUAGUGCUUUAUCCAACUAUAUAUUUUUUUUUAUUUUAUUGUCAGGCCAGGUUUAAGACCCAUUGUGUGGACCUUAGGGAUGAAGGUCUUUUAAAAGUGCAUGCUGAUAAAUGACUACUUAGGCUACUAGGAGGAUGCACUAGGAACGUGACUUCAGUAUCUCUGCCUUCCCCUCUGUUUCCCUGUACUUUUUCCAUGAAAAAUAUCUUUCUUCUUGCAAAAUCUUCCCUGAGUUCCAAACCUGACACCAGAAUACCAGUCUUUCCCAGAAUGCAUCUGUCAUGCUCCUGAAAUCAGCCUUGUAUGGGUAAAACUACAGACAAGUGUAGUGUUUGUGUUUUCUUCAUAGACUUUACUCAGGCUUGCUAAUUUCCUCUUUGCUUUCUUAUUCUUGAGCACGAAGGAAGGAAGAAGGUGGUUUAACCCCAAGUAUUGAGGUUAUCAAAACUAUCAUUCUAUGUGAAGGAAGUGUGUGUGUGUGUGUGUGUGUGUGUGUGUGUGUGUGUGUGUGUGUGUGUAUACGUGUGUACUUUUACUUUGGUUCUUGCAGUCCAAAUAGAGAAUAGAAUUAUAUAUUUAGCUAUUAUUGCCUUUAUUUAUUUUCUUCUGAAGUACUUGACUUUAAUGAUUGUUCUUAAGAAAAAAAGAGUCUUAAUUCAAUUAGUGGUGAAUACUUGAAUUUAACUGAACCUAAGCCAAAAGAUCUAAUCCAUAGAGAGUCUUGGAUUGAAGGAGAGAGUUAGACUCUCUUUCAUCAUUCAUCUUAUAAUGAGGAAAGGAGGCUAGUGGAAUGUAAUCAAAAUAUUUAAUGUAAUGCAGCUUAAUUUAAUUGUCUAAUACAGAUAGAGUCUGGCAAGACCUAGUAUGUUUAAAGAUGGAAAUUGAAAUUUCAGUCAAUCAAAUGAUAAAAUCAGGUAUAUUUACUUUUGAAAGAUAAGGUAAUGUAAAAGACAGGGCUGCUUCUUUAAAGCAGCUAAUGUUACAUUGAUAAUGGCUUGCUGAGUUUAUUGCUGUCUGCAUCAUAGGCACUCAAGAGUAUUGGUUGUCUAAAGGGUGAAGAUGUAGGAACGCAAGUGGUUUUAUAUUGCUCUCAGCUCUUUUACAAGAAAAGUGGGUUUGCUUUUUUUUUAAGGAAAGAAGACAUUUAUAUUAUAAAAUUAUUUUGGAAAUGCACUAAAAAAGGAAUAAAUCUUGAGAUAAAUAUUUUUGACUCUUUGGAUAUUGCUACAGUUCUAAACACAGAUUUUAAACUCACCGUCAAAAUGAUGACAGCAUAUAGCUAGGAAUCUCCAUGUAGGCAAUAAUUGUUUCCUGCUUGAAAGGUCAUGGCCAUUACUUUUCAUUGAUUGGUAUAGCCAGUCAUCAAAUAAGUAUAUUCAGAAUAUCAAACGUUAGACUAAGAUUUGUCAUCCUCUUGGUCACAAUCCUUAUUAGUGGCAGCAUCCAAAAGUCAACUCUCCAUGCUUUUUCAUAGAAGAGAAACACCAUGGAAAUGCUCUGUAAACUGCCACUGUAAGCCAGCCCUUCAAUGGGCUGGAUUUUGCUGUUCUGUGAUUAUGUUUAUCAACCUAAAAUACAAAUAAAGACAGAACAUAAUAUUUACUAAAACAAUGAAAUUUUCAUUUAUUGAAUGACAAAUUUUUGCUAGAUAUUUUAGAUAUUAAGUAUUUUGGCUACGUGGAUUAAUUUAAAUGAGUCUAUUAGGCAUUCUGAUAUUUAACAACUCUUAAAAUCUUUAUAGAAAAUAAAAGCAAAUUGGUAUAAAUUUUUAAGCAAUUCUAUUUUUCUAGAAAAAAUUAGUGACAAUCUGAAUGUGUAGCACUCUAGAAAAUGUCUCAUGACACUUAAAAAAGAGCAAAAAUAACUAAUAGCAUGCAAGGUCGUGGAUCCUGCAUUCAGUAUUUUACGUGUGAGACUGAAAUUUUCAAGCUUGGGUUUAUAGAAUUUGCACUCUUGUGUCUAAAAUCAUUUAGAGGAUUGUCUGCAUUUAUUUGAAAUUCAAAAUGAAGUUACGCAUGCAUUACGCAUGCAUGCAAAGAAAUUAACUCAAACUACUAUGGUAUGUUGUUGGCUUUUUAAAUUUUAACUACUUUUUGUUGGUUCAUGGGCCAGUUAUGGAAGAAUGGUAGGUUGUUACCAUCACUGAGAGUCAGUUUGCUCUGUUAUGGAUAAACUGGGUCCAUAAGGGUCUGGUUGGAAAAUUGCCUAGUUUAUAGGUAUUUGGAUGAAACUCUUUCAUGAAUUUUAAUAAUUUGUUUAACUCAGUUUUUGUUCAAGUGUCAGAUUUUUUAAUUGCUUCCUCUGAGACCUUGGGCAUUUGGAGACAAGUUUUUCUUGAGGAUUCAUGGACUGCUGGUGGCAUUUCUUAGGCAUUUGGAAAUGUCGUUUGUCACAGAGGCACAGAGGGAAAAGUACCAUCCUAAUGUACAUGUUUUUUGCCUUUCAUUUUUAAGAAAAACCAACAUGUCCCACAAGACUCUAUUAACAAAUCUGGAUAAGUCUGUUCCUGCAUUGUUUCAAGUAUGUAAAUCAGCAUCCUAAAGACCUGUGUAUUUGCAUUGCCUUGCUUUGAGUACUUCAGUGGCUUGUGCAGUUGAAAAGCCCACAUAGUUAUGGGCAUCAAUAAUGUUUCAUAAAGCUUAUGCAUUUGUGUGUUUUGGAUUUCAUCGAAAGCAAACUUUUUUUUUUUUUUUGUCACAAGAAUGGCACAGUGCUUUUCGGCAGGUGUGAGCCAACACACCAGUGAGAAUCUUCCUGUGUGAAGAGACUCUGAAAGCGCACACACACCUCCUGGCCUUAACUACAGUUGGCUCACACUAAAGCUACUGAAAGCCAACCCUGAUGUGAGCAGAAAUGAGAAAAGCCCAUAGGACCUGGUGUGGGAGGAGACAGCAAGACUGCUUUUGCUUUCAAAGAUGGUAUUUUCUUCCUCUAUUGAGAAUUUUCUGUGUGAGCUCACCUGGCUUGCCCUUCUCUACUCUCUAAUGCCCCACAGACUUCACUGUCCCCUUUCCAUAUGCCAGGACCUUUCUGUGUCAACUUCUGAGACAUCCCCAGUCAUCUGUAUGCUUCUCAAUCUCUUGCGGCAAGUUUCAAAGUUUACGAAUAGGUUCUUUCAUGGAAACAAGCAUUGUAGGAAGUUUAAUAAAGAAAGAUCUGACAAACUACAAUUAUUAAUAGGCUACAGGAAGCCAGCAGCAUGUAAUAAUACCUGUUUACAACAUGAAACAAAGGUAAUUAUAGUUUUAUUAAACAUCUGUAAGCUCUUAAACUGGUUUAGCAAUAAGAGUUUUACAAAGUGUUUCAGCUAGGGAUUUAUUGUAGGCGUAUUAAUGAUAUAAAUGUUCUUUAUAGACCCCUUGGCAGUAUUGAGGGUGUAAAAUGGAGCUGUUUUGAUGAGGACAGGGUCUGGCUUGUGGUAAAUUGUUUUAGAGUCUUGCUUUUCAAAUAGAAAAGCCUUCUGUGGUACUGUUUAUUUAAAAACAAACUACUAGCUGAUGAGUUAAUGUUUCCUGGAGUUCAACACCCUGGGACUUGAGUCCUGGUACCUUUGUGACCCAGACUUGAGCUUCUAGUUUCUUGAUAGUAUGUCAUACUUUGUUUUCGAUAGCAGAAGGCAGCUUCAAAAGAUGGAUUUGUUUGCAUAAAAAAAAGUUUACAUUUAUUUAUCCACUCUGAGCAGCAGUUUUGAUAUCAGGCCCUACACAAAAGACCAAACACAAUGGAAAUGAUUUCUAAAUCACAGAUUUAUAAGCUCUAUACCUCUGGCUGGAAACUUGUUAGACACCAUCUCAAACUUUUUUCUUUGCAUUUUUAUGUAAGUCUAUUAUGUGUGUUAUAAUCAUUUGCUCCUUUUUGGCUAAUUGAACCUAAAAAUAUAGCUGUAAAUAGAAAGUGCUCUGUAUUUUGUUUCCUGCUCGAUGGGUUUCUGUAGGAUUAUGUCUGCUUUUUACUUAGGGAAUUUUUGUGUAAAUGAUAGUCCUAAAAGUAGGGUAAGCUACGACAUUUUUUGGUUAUUGAAUUUGUAAUAACAUUUCAACAUAGAUCUUAUUUGCAAAGGCCACUUUAAAACUGGGGUACAUGCGUUAACUAUAGUGAUAUGUACAAUUUUUCUCUGAUGCUAUAAUAUAUAAUAUUGUCAUAAAGAUUUUGGAAGCCUCUCAAAAUAUGCUUAAUAACUUAUUUCCAUAAGACUGAAGAGUUUUAUUUAUAAAACAUAAGACCAGAUAAUUUAUAAACCAGUAUUACUAAGAUGUAUCAGUAAUUAAGAUACAAUUGAGUUUCUUUGAUUUUGGUUUCUGGUUGUGCUUUGUUUGAAGGGAUAGUAAGUAUCUUUUCAGAACUUUCAGUAAAAUUUUGAAAUGUUUGUAAUCUUUGUAUGUGUGCCAUUUUACAGUUUAUGCAAGUUCUAAGCAAUAACCUGCAUGUUCUACCUGGUCAGCAUCUGUUGUCAUGACAGUUUCCUUUAAUAUUAAGAAUGACACAAAUCAACAUUGUAGAACCCACCCCUCUCCCAAUGAACACCUUGGGAUUUUCUUGUGUUAAAACACUACUAUCACGUGGUGCAACACUUUGUAUUUUGUGAAAGAAAAAUAAAGCCACAAUUAUUUAGUGCAAAA